This is a messenger RNA of Nilaparvata lugens (brown planthopper), 2464 nucleotides long. RefSeq names its product E3 SUMO-protein ligase ZBED1-like. NCBI's taxonomy places the organism in Eukaryota, Metazoa, Arthropoda, Insecta, Hemiptera, Delphacidae. Gene Ontology annotation, molecular function: DNA binding; protein dimerization activity. The record is from RefSeq and is a predicted model, not a curated record. The transcript has a single exon. The coding region runs from base 17 to 1942 and encodes 641 amino acids.
CUUUAUAAAAAAUUUAAUGGCAUUCUAUUGGUUUAUUUUUCAAAUUAUGUCUUCUAGGCGCUCUAGUGAUAUAUGGUACCACUUUAUUGAUAAGGCGGCCAACCGUGCAGAAUGCAAAUACUGCAAGAGUAUCCUCAGUAUUGCAGCAGGGUCUCUUGGAAAUUUACGGAGGCAUUUGAAAACAAAGCAUCCAACAAUACCAAUUGAGAGGACUUCUAGCAGCACUCCAUCCCAGGUUAGGGCUGGGACAUCUACAUCAUGUGAACGCUCCCGUUCACCUUCUACAUCAUCCACUGAUAUUACGGUAUCUGAUUCACAUGUAGAGUCUACAUCUUCUACAUCCAUGGACAAUCUACAUCCUUCUAGACCACAACACUUACAACAGCAUGGUAAUCAAUCCUCACUCACAGAUUUUAUUACUAUUGCAAAGCCAAUGUCUGUGAAAAGAAGUCAAGCAAUUGAUAUUCAAUUGCUAAAAAUGAUAUGCAAAGAGUAUCAUCCAUUUAGUUUAGUUGAAGAUCGUGAGUUUAAAGAAUUUGUCACAAUGCUAAAUCCGAGUUAUAAACUCCCAAGCCGAAAAACAUUAUCGGAAAGUUUGCUGCCACAACUCUAUUCAAAUUUGGUGGCAGAUGUGAAAAAGAAACUGGCAGAUUCACUAGCUGUAGCUCUGACAACUGAUGGUUGGACUUCAAUCAAUAAUGAAAGUUUCAUUGCGAUAACAGCACAUUAUAUUAAUAGUGAUUCCAAGCUAUGCAGUAGUUUGUUAGGUGUCUUUGAAUUCCAUGCAAGGCACACGGCUGAAAACCUAGCAGAAAUCAUUAAGGAUAAAUGCCAGGAAUGGGAAAUUUCAGAAAAAGUGGUUGUCAUUGUAACUGACAAUGCUGCAAAUAUAGUUGCAGCAGUAAAUACAAACUGGAAGCACAUACCUUGCUAUGCGCAUACACUUAAUUUAGUGGUGAAAUCAAGUAUUUCACCAAUUUUUUCAAUUGUUGAAAAAUGCAAAACACUAGUCCAAUUUUUCAAAAAAAGUAGCCAUGCUUUGUCAAAACUCCAUGAAACCCAAAAGCAGAUGGGUUUACCAGAGCUGAAACUCAUUCAAGAUGUGCCAACAAGGUGGAAUUCCACCUAUGACAUGCUCAAAAGAAUUGUGAGUAACAAAGAGCCAAUGUUAUCCACACUAGCAGUUCUAGGGUAUGAUGAGGUUAAGCUUUCUGCUGAUGAGUGGAAUAUUGUGCAACAUGCAAUUGAUAUUUUGGAAGUUUUUGAUGAAGUAACAAAAGAACUCAGCUCAGAGCAAAGUGUUACUUUGUCAAAAACUAUAGUCCUAUCACGAAAUUUAUACAAUUUUGUAAGUAGAAUGUUACAAAGUCAGAAUUUGCCAUCCCUUGUAAAGGAAAUGUGCAAUAAGCUUAUAAAGGAGGUAAAUGACAGGCUUAUUGCCAAGGAACAGGUUUUUAUCCCUGAAAGCACAUUGCUAGACCCCCGAUUCAAAAAGUCCGCUUUUAAAAACUCGAGUAAAUUUGAUGCUGUGUAUCAGGCAUUGGUGGGAAAAAUUCAGGCACAAAUGAAUACUCCCCAUCAGUGUGAUCCCCUGCCACAAAUGCCCAAGCCUAGCAGUUCAAAAAUAUGGGCUGAGUUUGAUAAGGAGACAGAUAUUUUGAGGGCCAGACAAAACCCAAGAGCUGCCAGCAUAGUAGAAAUAGACAAAUAUUUGGCAGAACCACUGUUGGAUAGAAAUGCUGAUCCCCUCAUUUGGUGGCAGCAAAGAAAAUUGAUAUAUCCAAAUAUCUAUAAGUUAAUGGUGGAAAGGUUGUGCAUACCUGCAAGCUCAGUUCCUUGUGAAAGGAUUUUCUCAAAGGCAGGUCAAGUAUUAAUAGAAAGAAGAAGCCGUUUGAAAGGGACCAAAGUAUCAAAAAUGCUCUUCAUUCAAUACAAUUCUUGAAUAAGAUAUAAUUUUGAUUUGAUUUCAAUGCUAGUAGGCCUACCAUAAUUUUAUAUUUUGAAAGUUUAGAUAUAAAGUUUAGUUUAUUGUAUGUGAAAAUUAAUAUUCUGUUUGUUCCAUAUUUUGUAUUAACAUUUGACAUUUGAAAGUAUAAAUGAUAUAAAAUUCAUAUAGCAUUAAUACAAUUUUUCAUAAGAGUAAGGAAUCAUGAUAAUUUUUUGUAAGUUUGGAUUAUAUUAGAAAUAGAGUUUAGUUUAUUGUAUGUAAAAAUUAAUAUUAUGUUUGUUUGCUUAUAUUGCUGGUUUUUGUGAAAGUAUAAAUAAUUAAUUCAACAUUAAAACAAUUUUUUAUAAGAGUGAGGAAUCAUGAUUAUUUUUUGUAAGUUUGGAUUAUAUUAGAAAUAGAGUUUAGUUUAUUGUAUGUAAAAAUUAAUAUUAUGUUUGUUUGCUUAUAUUGCUGGUUUUUGUGAAAGUAUAAAUAAUUAAUUUAACAUUAAGAAAUAGAGUUUAGUUUAUUGUAUGU